Euleptes europaea (tarantolino) is the source of this 441-nucleotide messenger RNA. RefSeq names its product bolA family member 1 (gene BOLA1). The record is from RefSeq and is a predicted model, not a curated record. Lineage: Eukaryota; Metazoa; Chordata; Lepidosauria; Squamata; Sphaerodactylidae. The transcript has a single exon. The coding region runs from base 1 to 441 and encodes 146 amino acids. Gene Ontology annotation, cellular component: mitochondrion.
AUGGUGCCCUCCCGCCUGCUGUGGCUCCCCCGCCUGCUCCGCUGGCCAUCGCUGACCUGUGCCUACUCGGCAGGGGGCAGCCCUUCCAUGGAGAAGCCGGUGGAGGCGGCCAUCCGGGCCAAGCUCCAGGAGGCCCUGCAGCCCAUCCACCUGGAGGUCAUCGACGACAGCCACAUGCACGACGUGCCGCGGGGCGCGGAGACCCACUUCCGGGUGGUGGUGGCUAGCCAGCGCUUCGAGGGCCUUGCCCUCAUCCACCGCCACCGGCUGGUGAACGACAUCCUUCAGGAGGAGCUGGCCGGCCCGGUCCACGCCCUUUCCAUCCAAGCCAAGACCCCGCAGCAGUGGGAGAAGAACCCCGCAGCAGGCCAGCCCCCCAAGUGCCUCGGCGGCUCCAAACACGACCCCCACGUGGCCAGCAAAGUGGGCAAGACGGACUGA